This is a messenger RNA of Myzus persicae (green peach aphid), 1440 nucleotides long. RefSeq names its product zinc finger MYM-type protein 1-like. NCBI's taxonomy places the organism in Eukaryota, Metazoa, Arthropoda, Insecta, Hemiptera, Aphididae. The transcript has 8 exons. The record is from RefSeq and is a predicted model, not a curated record. The coding region runs from base 1 to 1344 and encodes 447 amino acids.
AUGUCUAAUAAAAGGAAAAUUACUAGUUAUUUUGAUGCAACUUGCUGUACUUCUAAACGCUCGGUGUCUGCAGAUGAACAAAUAAGUAAGAUCACUAAUAUCGUUACAGAAAAUCAAGUUGUGGACUUAGUGACUGUUGAUUUAAACGUUCAUGACAUUGGAUCCUACAUUAAUAGUACCUUGACCGAUGCUGAUAGAUAUUUGAUUCUUAAAGAUGUGUGGAUACCACCAGCUACAUUUCCAUUUCCAUUACUUGAUUGUAAUGCCAAAAGAGGCUUAAAAUUCAAACACCAUUGGCUCAAUGCUUAUAAAUGGCUGGCCUAUUCUGAAAAAUACCAAGGUGCUUUUUGCAAAUACUGUGUUGUUUUCUCAACAAAUGGUGGUAUUGGUGGUCAAAAAUUAGGAACCCUUGUAUUGGAGGCUUUUACUAACUACAAAAAAGCUAUAGAAGUGUUUAAGAAACAUGCAAAUUUGGAAUACCAUAAAACUGCAUUACUGAAAUCUGAUAACUUUUUAAAUGUUUAUUUAAAUAAGAGUUCUUCGAUUAUAAACCGUAUUGAUAGUGAAAGGAGUGAAUCAAAUGAAAACUUAGGAAACUUUCGUGCUAUCUUGAAAUAUAAAGCUAAAGAUAUAGAUUACAUGAAAACCUAUUUAGAAACAGGCUCUAAAAACAAAUAUAUUAUCGAUGAGACAACAGAUGUUUCGGUAAAAGAGCAACUCACCUUAUGUGUCAGAUAUUUAAGUGGAUCUGGAGAAAAUGUGUCUAUGAAUGAGAGCUUUUUAAAAUUUAUUGAAGUACAAAGUCUAACAGGAGAAAAUCUGGCUACAGUUAUUCUUAAUGGUUUGAAUGCUUGUGGAAUUGACUGUAAUAAUAUGGUAGGACAAGGUUAUGAUGGAGCGAGCAAUAUGUCAGGACAUUUAAAAGGUGUUCAAACUAUUAUUAGGGAGACAUACCCUAAAGCAUUGUAUGUGCAUUGUGUGGCUCAUAGCUUAAAUUUAGCUGUAUCUAAAGCUAGUAAUAUUCUACCAAUUAGAAAUUGCUUGGGCGUUGUAGAAAAAAUAUACUGCUUUUUUAAUUCUCCUAAACGCCAAAAUGUGCUUUUAAAUACAAUUGAAGAAAGUGAUCUAGACCCAAAAGUAAAAAGCUUAAAGCGGUUAUGCGCAACAAGAUGGGUUCAGAGGUAUGAAGCUGUAAAUGAUUUUAUAGAGCUUUUUAAGUUUGUAGUGGUGUCCUUGGAAACCAUUUCUAGUUGGAAAGAUACUAGUGCUACAGAUGCUACUAUUUUAAUUAAAGCGCUUGAUUCUGAAUUUUUGGUGUCACUUCAAGUAGUAAAUGUAAAUUAAUAAUCUUUUAAAUGUUAUAUUUUAUUUAUAUAAAUCAUUUUAAAGAAAAUAAUUGUUUUUAGAUAUUAUUUUCUUAUAGUUUACCAUUGUGUAAAU